This is a messenger RNA of Corvus hawaiiensis (hawaiian crow), 7635 nucleotides long. RefSeq names its product folliculin interacting protein 1 (gene FNIP1). Gene Ontology annotation, cellular component: cytoplasm. The record is from RefSeq and is a predicted model, not a curated record. NCBI's taxonomy places the organism in Eukaryota, Metazoa, Chordata, Aves, Passeriformes, Corvidae. The transcript has 19 exons. Gene Ontology annotation, molecular function: ATPase inhibitor activity; protein-folding chaperone binding. The coding region runs from base 984 to 4478 and encodes 1164 amino acids.
CGUGGACUCCUCGUUCCCCUUCCCCGCCGAGCCCCUGCCUGGGGGAGCGCUCCAAAGCCGCUGUGUGAGGGAGGGCUGGAGCGCGGGGUGUCGCCGGCGCUGGCGGCCGCAGGUGGCCCGCGGUGACAGCUGUGUCACAUGAUGGCUGUCAGCGCGGGCUCGGCCACCCGCGCGCCCGGGCUCCGCCGAGAGCAUCCCGCCGCUCCCAGGAAUGUGAGGGCUGGGGGUGCCGGCUGGAAGGAGACUGCCGUGCUUCGCCCCCCCGUUCCUCGCCGAGCGGGCUGAAUUCCCGGCGGCCGCAGCUCGGAGGUGCCGGACGGCGGCCGCGGGUGCCCGGGCACUCGGGUCAUGAGACUGAGCCGGGAGCGCGGUGGCGGACAGGAGGAUGGAUGGCAUUGACGGGUCCGGGCCGGCGCUGCCAGCCAUCGCUUGGCUUCCCCGUAAAUUACACUGAUCUUCUCCGCAGCAAACCCUGCAAGAGAUAAAGGAGCGGGGAAGACGGGCGCUCUUUCCUCGAGCAGAAAUCCCGGGCUGUGCAGAAUUGUGGGGCAGGUUUUGGAUUAUGAAACUCUAGGGCAGCGCGAACGCAGCCUGGUGCAAACCCCGACACUGCUGUCCUUAAGGUGGUUUUUGUGCUCCUGUUGCUAGGAUUAAGACUUUUGCAUUGCAGCAUGGAGAGUCUUUUGUUUGAGUUAAAUUCAGACCUCUUGAUAUGUCACCUGACAGUCUUGUGGUUUUGGAUGAAUAUGGCUCAUUGCUAUUAUUAACCUGAGUUGGCAACCAGGCACAACAGGAGUUUAUAGGGAUUUUGAAAAGUGGAACUGCUCGGGGGACAAAGAUGCUUCCCAGAAUUGAGAUGGUAUCAGUGAAAAUGGAUUCCCAGGCCAAUGGAUGACAAUGCUUGCUGGGCUUUAAAGUGAUGGCUGGCUUUUUACAAUGGAAAUUUGAGAUGAUGGCUACAAAACACCGUUAAAGGCAAGAUUAUGGAAUGGUUUCCAAGCCUGAUGCCUGCAAGUUUUCCCUUUGAGAGCUCCUCUGUAGUAGUGGCAUUAAGCUGGCCUUUGCCGGAGUUUGACCCAAGUCAGAUCCGACUGAUUGUGUAUCAGGACUGUGAAAGAAGAGGACGGAAUGUCUUAUUUGAUUCCAGUGCGAAAAGAAAAAUAGAGGAUGUUUCAGUGUCGAAACUCUGCAGUGAUGCUCAAGUGAGAGUUUUUGGGAAGUGUUGCCAACUAAAGCCUGGAGGAGACAGCUCUUCUUCCUUGGAUAGUUCAAUCAAUUCAUCCUCCUCAUUCUCUGAUCCAAAAGAGCAAUGCCCAAAAUACCAGGGUUCUCGGUGCUCCUCAGAUGCCAACAUGCUUGGAGAGAUGAUGUUUGGCUCUGUGGCCAUGAGCUACAAGGGCUCCACAUUGAAAAUUCAUCAGAUCCGCUCCCCUCCCCAGCUCAUGCUCAGCAAGGUGUUCACAGCUCGCACGGGAAGCAGCAUCUACGGCAGUCUGAACACGCUGCAGGACAGUCUUGAGUUCAUUAAUCAAGACAGCAAUACAUUGAAGCCUGACCACAGUACAAUGAUGAAUGGACUUCUUGGGAAUAUAGGUCUUUCCCAGCUUUGCAGCCCCAGGCGGGCAUUCUCAGAGCAAGGUCCGCUCCGCCUCAUCCGGAGCGCCUCUUUCUUUGCAGUUCAUAGCAACCCUAUGGAUAUGCCUGGGAGGGAGCAGAAUGAGGACAGAGACAGCGGUAUUGCAAGAUCUGCAUCUCUUAGCAGUCUGCUCAUCACUCCGUUUCCCUCUCCGGGCUCCUCGCUUAACAAGAGCUGUGCCAGCAGCUACCAGCGGCGUUGGCGUCGCAGCCAGACAACCAGCUUGGAGAACGGGGUCUUCCCUCGAUGGUCCAUGGAUGAAAGCUUCAACUUGUCAGAUGACAGCUCUGGUCCAAACCCAGGAAUUGUUAGGAAGAAAAAGAUAGCAAUUGGGGUUAUUUUUUCACUCUCAAGAGAUGAAGAUGAAAACAACAAAUUUAAUGAGUUCUUCUUCUCACACUUUCCUCUUUUUGAGAGUCACAUGAACAAACUGAAGAGUGCAAUAGAACAGGCCAUGAAAGUGAGUCGGAGAUCAGCUGAUGCCAGCCAGCGGAGUUUGGCGUAUAACAGAAUUGUGGAUGCCCUAAAUGAGUUCAGAACAACUAUUUGCAAUCUCUACACAAUGCCACGGAUUGGGGAGCCUGUCUGGCUCACCAUGAUGUCGGGGACACCAGAGAAGAACCAGCUAUGCCAUCGCUUCAUGAAGGAGUUCACUUUCUUGAUAGAAAAUGCUUCUAAAAACCAGUUUUUACCAGCUUUGCUGACUGCAGUGCUGACUAACCACUUGGCCUGGGUCCCCACUGUCAUGCCUAAUGGCCAGCCACCCAUAAGAAUCUUCCUGGAGAAGCAUUCUUCCCAGAGCGUGGACAUGCUGGCCAAAACUCAUCCCUACAACCCACUGUGGGCACAGCUCGGUGACCUGUAUGGGGCCAUCGGAUCACCUGUGAGAUUAGCAAAAACAGUCGUGGUUGGUAAAAGACAUGACCUGGUCCAGAGAUUGCUUUACUUCCUCACUUACUUCAUCAGAUGCUCUGAACUUCAAGAGACACACCUUCUGGAAAAUGGAGAAGAUGAGGCCAUCGUCAUGCCUGGCACUGUUAUCACUACCACGCUGGAGAAAGGAGAAGUGGAAGAGUCUGAGUAUGUGCUUGUCACAAUGCACAAGAACAGGGGCAACUUGCUACCCACCGAGUCUGAAGAGAUGAGAGCUCCCAACUGCAGCUGUAAAUAUUGCAAAUGUCCCAUUUCCCUCGCACAGAACAUAGAAAGUGUUGCACAGCAAGAGAGAGAAGACAUGCAAAGCACUCCUAAGGUAGAGCUGGAAUCUUCUUCAGAUGAGAACAGAACCAUCGUUCCUGAGGAUGGCCAGGAAGAUGCUGUGGAUGUGACACAACCAAGGCCCUGCCUGGAUGCCAAACUGGAGACUGUGGUGUGCACAGGGUCAGCUUCGCCCGAGAAAUACGUGGGGACAGAAUCUUGUUUGGAGCCAACAGCAAGCACGUGGAGGACUGAGGACAUGCUGGAGCCAGGCAGCCAGGUGGGAGGUGGGACAAGGACACCUGGGAUUGCUGUGGAGAAGAAGCCACCCGAUAAGCUCUUCAUGGACACAUUUCCAUGCAGCACUGCCGAGGUUCAGACAAAGGUGACUUUCCUCAUUGGAGAUUCCAUGUCACCUGAUUCAGACAUUGAACUGAGAAGUCAGGCAGUAGUGGAACAAAUUGCCAGGCAUCACAGCCCGCCAGCAGCAGAGGCAGGAGUGUCUUCUGAUCAGAACUGUGAAGCUAAACAAACUGUUGAGGACCAAAAUAGAGACUGUGGGACAGCUGAAUCCUUUCCUCAAGUUGCUAGUGAGCAUCAGAGCUGGAACCCAAACCCAUACAGUGCUGAGAGCAUGAAUCUGUUUGAUGAAUAUUUCACUGAUGACAGUUCAAUUGAAACCCGGACUAUUGAUGAUAUUCCAGGGCAAGCAGCUACAGGCCUUCUUGCUCACAACAGUAGUUUAGGAUUUUCUAAAAAGCUGUCUACAAAGGCUUGCAAACCACCUAGUGAAUUUUGUAAAUUCAUGGACUCUGUUCAACAAGAGACCUACAAAAACUGCUUUAGUGAGCAGGACCAAAGAGAGAAAAUCUCUAUUCGUGUCCCCCAUGGGGACAGAGAAAACGUAGAGAAAAAAGUCGCCCCGGGAAUUGAUUGGGACAUUCCAAGAAAUGAGAGUUCAGACAGUGCCCUGGGUGACAGCGAAAGUGAGGAUACAGGCCAUGAUCUAACUAGACUGGGUGGUAACUAUUAUGGAGGAGAACAAGAAGAUUGGGCAGAGGAAUAUGAGAUUCCCUUCCCUGGGUCAAAAUUAGUUGAAGUCAACUCUGUCCAGCCCAGUAUUGCCAAUUUUGGAAGAUCCUUACUAGGAGGCUACUGUUCGUCUUACGUCCCUGACUUUGUUUUGCAAGGAAUAGGAAGUGAUGAAAAGCUGAGGCACUGUUUGGUGUCAGAUUUGUCUCAUGCUGUGCAGCACCCUGUUCUGGAUGAGCCCAUUGCAGAAGCUGUCUGCAUUAUUGCAGACACAGACAAAUGGACGGUGCAAGUGGCCAGUAGCCAGAGGCGAAUGAUUGAAAAUAAACUGGGAAAAGAAGUGUUAGUCUCCAGUCUUGUCUCCAACCUUCUUCAUUCCACUCUUCAGCUUUACAAGCAUAAUUUAUCUCCAAACUUUUGUGUGAUGCACCUGGAAGAUCGUCUGCAGGAGCUCUACUUCAAAAGCAAGAUGCUGUCCGAGUAUCUCAAGGGCCAGAUGAGAGUCCAUGUCAAGGAGCUGGGCGUGGUGCUGGGGAUUGAAUCCAGUGACCUCCCCUUGCUGGCAGCUGUAGCGAGCACUCACUCUCCGUACGUUGCCCAGAUCCUUCUUUAAAAUGUCAGAGGCCACAGACUUUGACUUUUUGCCUCUCUGGAAGCAGAGUGAAAGACAACUUGUUCUGGCUGCUUUCUCUUUGCAGCAAGUAAAACAAACUGCUUGUUGAGCUGCAGGACCUCCAUAUAUGACUGCACGGUGUGCAAACAGUUGGAGACUUCUCCUCUCCCACUUGGCCAUUUAUUAAAAAAAGAUAAUGAAAGGAAAAAAGAAAACUGAGUAAGCUUGAGAUUUCAGCCACAGAAAAGUGGAGAUUUUAGCAAAGCUGAAGAGAUGCAUUUUUUAGCAGUUUCUGCCACGAUGUCUGACUGUAACUUACACUGGGGAAUGGAGGAAGAACUGCUCUGAGAAAUACAUGAUGCCAUCACCCUUUAUAAACUGAACAAGAGAGCAGCUGUCUUCAGCCAGGCUUCAGCUGAUGAGGAUCACGUUAGGAUCUGUAAUUCUCAAGCUGCAAUGAUUUGUAAACAACUUCUACUUUUUCAUGUCGUAGUCCAAUUCUGAAUACUUCCCAGAGGAAGAACGGGGCAGGGGCCUGUUUUUUUUGUAGAAGCUUAUUAAUGACAGUCAGCUACAGAAUUUAUUUAUGAUCUUUCUCCUGGGAAGAGGAAAUAGUGGGGGACAGAGGGCAACAGGGAGGAGGGAGGAAGAGGCCAACAGACGAACUAGCGAUGGAGAUUCUUGGCUGGAUGCUGUAACCAGUAUUAAAUGUUUAUAAUGUUUCAAUGUUGCUUUAUACUAAAUGACGCUUUUCUUCCUCAACGUAAUCAAAAUGUUAAAAACAAAACUAAUCUAAAGAGAACGUUGGCUGAAAUUUCCCCAUUGUGUUCCCCAGAAUGACAUGGCAAUUACCUCUAACUUUUUUAUGAUCUAUAAUGUUCUUGCAACAUCAUACUCUUUUUACAGCAGUCAGUCGGAUAUUGAAAUAAUGAACUAGAAAUAAUUGUACCAAAGCACUGGGGACAAAACGAGCAGACUAUUACCCUAAAUUGCUCAGGUAACUAAUUGAUACAUUUUUUAAAACUGUUCUACAAAAAAAAUGAACAUUAAUGACACCAUAGUGUAGUAAUAUCCAAAAUAUUUUUUAACAAAUAUACCCUUGCUGCAGAUGACUCUAAUCCCUUUUCUACUCACUCGUGUAAUUACCAGCAGGAAAUGUUGUUUAUUUAUUCUCAGCAUUUCUCUUUUACUCAGCCAUCACUGGUUUGUCAUUGUAUAUACAAUAGUUGUACGAGUAGCUGAUGGACCCAACCUGGUGUAAGUAAUGUAAAUAGACAGUGGGAGGUGGAUUAUGUUUUCGAAGGCUCUACUACCUCAGUUUAACUGGACACUUCAUUCUACGCUUUGCUUUGCGUAUUUGUCCUAGCAGCCAAUUAAUGUUGCUGAUUUUUAGCUUGUGUUUUCUUCUGUUAGGUUUAGUAUAUUGAAAUUCAUGGAUUAUCCACACAAGUAGGAGACAGGUAUUCACUUGGUUGCUGAACUCUAUAAAAUUUCUAUAAAUAUGUCAUUCUCUAAUCAUCUUUUCAAUAGAAGAGCACACCUGCUAUUGUUGUUUGCAGAGUUACUUUAAAUACAAAUCUAUUUAAACCAUUUAAUAAACUUGAAAACAACAGGAGAGAUCCCUGCCCCACCUCUGUCAGUGACAGAACUCUCCUCCCUUCCUUCUCUGGGGCCAGGACUCACCUGGAGUAGUGUUUUAGUACUAUUUAAAAUCUGUCACCUAAAACUCUGUUCCAGGGAGAUCUACAUGGCAACCCCCCCCCCCCCCCGCCAUGUAGGACUGAGUCUACAUCAGGAAGUGACACCAACAUUAAUACAGGCAGUGUCAUUGGAAACUCUUUUGUAUAUAAAAUCUAAUGCUGACUGCUGCAGGGGAAAAACUCAAUGUUUAAUAUGUGAUCCAAGGAUUUGUUUCUCCCAUUUUUCAAGUGUCCGUUCCUUGCCAUACGAUUAUAUUACAUCUGGCUCUUGGAAUGAGCACAAAACAGGGGCCCAGUUGUGUAAACACAUUUCUAAUGAAAUAUAGGAUUGCAUUCAGAACAUGGUUGUUUAACUCUUUGCUAGGAUAUGUGGUAUAGGCAGUAGUUAGGAUUCCAUGUUGUACAUAGACUGGCAGCAGUGACCUGGUGGUGUCUGCGGUGUCAGGGCUGGCGGAGGAGGGUUCUUGCCUGUGCCUCGGGAGACUCCGAGAUGGGUGAGUUCAUCCAUAGCUCGUGUCCAGAGAGCUGGGCAGCAGCACCCCUCACUCUGGCACCCCCCAGGACUGUGCUCAUAAUGAUCUUUACAGGAGAACACUGGUCCUCUUCCUUUGAGCCAUUAUUGCGCAAAUUGUUGGGGUUGCUUUGAAAUGUGUUUGACUCUCCAGAAGGGCCCUUGCAUGGCUUGCAAUGAGUAUUAACAUGAGAGAAGAAGGAGGUAGCACCUUCUCUGCUGCCCUUUGCCCCACACUACCCAGUAAUGGUGUUAAUGAUGUGUUCAGUCAGUCCGAGACAGAGCAGGCACGGAUGCAGCUUCCUCGUCAUCCUCCCACAGUGCCAGUCCCUCCUGGCAUGGCAGCACCAUCUCCACCUCUCAGCAGUAUUGUGGGCAGAACACAACCAAAACCCUCGUGUGAUGGGAAGUUUUCCUGUGAGUUAACUUUUUGGGUACAUGAACAAUGUGGUACGUAUGUCUGUUUGUUAAAUAAUACGAAAAGGGAUUUUUACAGGAUAUAGCAUUGACUUUUUAAAAUAUAUCGCGAUUCUUUUAUGUGACUGGAAAACUAAUGUUUGAUUUCUUUUUUCCACUAUUCCCAAUCUCCAUUAUUAACAUGUCUUAAUUUUCUGGCUGGAACCUAAGCGUACUAGGCACACAAAUUAGCAAAUUCAAUUUUGUUGCAGUUGGCAAACACUGGGCUGCUAAGAACAAAAAACUGUUUAAAAGAACAGAUUUUACACUUUGCAUAUGUUUUCCCUAUUAGUUCUUAGAGAUGUUUUAUGACAAUUUUUUGCUUUCUCUAAAUUAUUUAGAUGGUGGUACUUGUAAAAUGCUGGGUAAAAUGUACAUACUUGUUAUCUCUUCUGUUUUUGUAUGUAUUUCCCAAGAUGUGCACUUGUAUUAUAAUAACCAUUCCCAACUUUAGGGGAAAUUUGUGCAAUAAAUACAGUAUGUCAGUUUA